GGAAGCCGAUAUAACAACAUGGGCACGUGGUGUCUUUUAUAGACUUGGCUCUCAGUCGAGGAAGUAGCUCCUACCGUUACUUCAUGUCGGCCGGUCGAGAAAGAAGAGCUUUUGUUCAGGUUGCUGUGUCAGAUCCUGUCAUGAGUGUCACCGCCCUCUUUCUGCUGAGCUGUCUCGCCAUUACGGCUCAAGGUCAAAAUUGUUCUAAACCUGUUGGAGGACCCAACAUGAAUUUGAAGGGCGAUGCCAUUCUGCAAGAUACAUUUCCAGAUGGUUCUAAGGUUUCUUUUGCCUGUAAUAUUGGCUACACACCUGCAGGAGGGUCUCCAACCAUUACGUGUACUGCAGGGAAUUGGAGUACUCUGACGCUAGUUUGUGAAAGGAAAAGCUGUGGUGCUCUUCAAGAAGUGGAAAAUGGAAAUAUUGACUACCCCAAUGGGGACGUUCUGUUUGGUGACACAGCUGUGGUCACAUGUAACCAAGGUUACAUAUUAGUUGGUAACAGAGUAAUCAGAUGUGGAGACCAAGGAUGGAUGGACAGGCUACCUGUGUGUGAAGUGGUGAAAUGCCCUACACCUGGAUUAAUUGCCAAUGGCACUUUUAGCCCACAGAAGGAAACCUAUAAUUACAGAGAUGUUGUACUUUACUCUUGUAAAACUGGGUUUACACUUAAUGGAUCAAAAGAGUCUGUAUGUUCUGAAGACGAGAAAUUCAACCCUGAACCUCCAACAUGUGUCUGGGUCGAAUGUAAAGAUCCUGUGAUACUAAAUGCUGAGUUUGUUGAGGGGUCUCGACCUCCACACACAUUUGGAUCWACAGUUCAGUACAUUUGUAAACCUGGAUACAACAUGACCGGAGAUGCUACCAUAAAAUGUGACAUAAACAGCCAGUGGUCACCUAGAAUCCCAGAAUGCAAAGYUCAUGGGAAUGCACUUAGGACGGGGAUCAUUGUUGCAGUUGUAAGCACAGUGGUCAUGUUGGUCCAACACAACUGGAUAUGAAAAUGUCAUCCCGAGAAGACAGCCCCCUGAAGUGACCUGUGAAUGUACCUGCUUUCAAAGCGCAACGUAGAAAUCAUGAAAAUCUUGGAAAAUUCCUUCGCAGUGUUUUACACACAACUCUUCAGCAGUUUGAAAUUUAUUCAUUUAAGUUGUUUAACAAAUCAAACAMUUAACAUUCAUAUCCACUUUGCUGUAUUUUCUUUUGUUUAACUGCACAUUGAUGUUUGUUGUUUAUAUUAGAGCUAAGCUCUUCAUGGCUUUCUAGCCCUGAUUCUCACAUAAUUACUGUUCAUUAACAUCUAAACAACCUGACAACAAGCUGGAAUAUAUAUAUAAUUGUGAAAUUACUUUUCCUAAAUAUGUAUAUGAAACAUCAAAAAAAAAAACUUGUUUCAUAAAUUUAGGAAAAGUCAUUUCACAAAUAUACAUAUUUUCAGCUUGAUGCAGAAACAACUGUUAGAUGACAAGUGUUGACUUGUCAUCAUUUGUGUUAUCCAAAAGGAAAUGGUUUUGUUUGUGCAGAGGAGAAGUUCAGUCAGAAUAACAGUAGGAACUUUAAAAUACUGUCUAAAGAAAGAGGCAUGUUUUAGUUGCCUUUAUGCAAAAAGCCAAAUGAUUUUCCCUCUCAUUAAAGAAAAUUAUWUUUCUUUGAAUCAACAUUGUAGUAGUU
Molecule: messenger RNA, 1671 nt
Organism: Austrofundulus limnaeus
Lineage: Eukaryota; Metazoa; Chordata; Actinopteri; Cyprinodontiformes; Rivulidae
Product: membrane cofactor protein
Exons: 9
Coding region: 84-1001 (305 amino acids)
Source: RefSeq, a predicted model, not a curated record